AUGGUGGCCGAUCCGCCUAAGGGAGACCCCAAAGGUUACGCGGCGGCGGAGCCCACCGCCAACGGUGUCUCGACGUUGGUCCCCAUAGAGGACGCAGGCUCGGUAAAAGGCGGCCCUUGCGGUUCCUGGGGUCAGGUGCGUCGCUGCCUUCGCGCCAACUUGCUUGUGCUGCUGACGGUGGUGGCCGUGGUGGCCGGUGUGGCGCUGGGGCUGGGGGUCUCGGGAGCCGGCGGCGCGCUCGCCCUGGGCCCCGCGCGCCUGGAAGCCUUCUCCUUUCCGGGAGAGCUGCUGCUGCGCCUGUUAAAGAUGAUCAUCUUGCCGCUGGUGGUGUGCAGCCUGAUCGGCGGCGCCGCCAGCCUGGAUCCGAGCGCGCUCGGCCGCCUGGGCGCCUGGGCGCUGCUCUUUUUCCUUGUCACCACACUGCUAGCGUCGGCGCUCGGCGUGGGCUUGGCGCUCGCGCUGCAGCCGGGCGCCGCCUUCGCCGCCAUCAACACCUCGGUCGGAGCCAGGGGCCCGGUGGAAGAGACCCCCAGCAAGGAGGUGCUCGAUUCGUUCCUGGAUCUUGUGAGAAAUAUCUUCCCCUCCAACCUGGUGUCUGCAGCCUUCCGCUCAUACAGUACCUCCUAUAAGGAGAGAUGGUUCAAUGGCACCCUGUUGAAGGUGCCCACUGGGAGCGAGGUUGAGGGUAUGAACAUUCUGGGCCUGGUGGUGUUUGCCAUCGUCUUUGGCGUGGCCCUGCGGAAGUUGGGGCCCGAGGGAGAGCUGCUCAUUCGCUUCUUCAACUCCUUCAAUGAUGCCACCAUGGUGCUGGUCUCCUGGAUCAUGUGGUAUGCCCCUGUGGGCAUCUUGUUCCUGGUGGCCGGCAAGAUCGUGGAGAUGGAGGACGUGGGGCUGCUCUUUGCCAGUCUCGGCAAAUACAUCCUGUGCUGCCUGCUCGGGCAUGCCAUUCACGGGCUCCUGACACUGCCCCUCAUCUACUUCCUCUUCGCCCGCAAGAACCCCUACCGCUUCCUGUGGGGCAUCAUGACGCCGCUGGCCACCGCCUUCGGAACCUCCUCCAGCUCCGCCACGCUGCCGCUGAUGAUGAAGUGUGUGGAGGAGAAGAAUGGAGUGGCCAAACACAUCAGCCGCUUCAUUCUGCCCAUCGGUGCCACUGUCAAUAUGGACGGUGCCGCGCUCUUCCAGUGUGUGGCUGCAGUGUUCAUUGCACAGCUCAACCACCGGUCCUUGGACUUCGUGAAGAUUAUCACUAUCCUGGUCACGGCCACAGCAUCCAGUGUGGGCGCAGCGGGCAUCCCAGCUGGAGGGGUGCUCACUCUGGCCAUCAUCCUCGAGGCGGUCAACCUGCCGGUUCACGACAUCUCUUUGAUCUUGGCCGUGGACUGGCUAGUGGACCGGUCCUGUACCAUCCUCAACGUGGAAGGUGACGCCUUUGGGGCGGGACUCCUCCAGAGUUACGUGGAUCGCACAGAGAACCACAGCUCCGUGCCAGAGCUGAUCCAGGUGAAGAGUGAGAUGCCCCUGGCCGUGCUGCCAGUCCCCAGUGAGGAGGGGGACCCUCUCCUCAAAGGCUGCCCGGGACCUGCUGGGGAUGCUGACACCUGUGAGAAGGAAUCAGUCAUGUGA
Messenger RNA from Rangifer tarandus platyrhynchus (Svalbard reindeer), 1626 nucleotides. The record is from the annotation of a GenBank genome assembly. NCBI's taxonomy places the organism in Eukaryota, Metazoa, Chordata, Mammalia, Artiodactyla, Cervidae.